Messenger RNA from Culicoides brevitarsis, 1575 nucleotides. RefSeq lists its product as uncharacterized. Gene Ontology annotation, biological process: glucose metabolic process; beta-D-galactose catabolic process via UDP-galactose, Leloir pathway. Bases 1 to 1575 code for a protein of 524 amino acids. Gene Ontology annotation, molecular function: aldose 1-epimerase activity; carbohydrate binding. The record is from RefSeq and is a predicted model, not a curated record. NCBI's taxonomy places the organism in Eukaryota, Metazoa, Arthropoda, Insecta, Diptera, Ceratopogonidae. The transcript has 2 exons.
AUGUCUGUUCAAAUCUUGACUUAUGGAGCUCGUUUGCACCAAAUUUGCGUCCCAGACAGACAUGGAAGGGUUUCAAACGUCAUUUUAAACUGCGAAAAUGUCUCAGAUUACGUUGAAAAUACCGAAAAAGCGACUUUUUUGAAUGCAACUGUUGGCGGGCGCUCGAUUGGCGUCAUAAAAAACGCAAAAUUCUGUCUCGACGGCGAAAAUUAUUUCUUAAAACAGAAUUUAGAAGGCAAAAAUUACUCUUCCAACACCCUCGACAAUCAAAUUUGGAAGCCUUACGUUACUUCUUGUGGCGACAUCAUCAUGUCAACCAUUUCCAAAGACGGCGAAGAUGGAUUUCCGGGAGCUCUUUUCAUUCAAGCGCGAUUUUCGUUGAAAAAAACGAACGAAUUGAGCAUUUGUUACUCCGCUCAUGCCACGGAAGCGACUCCUUGUGACAUUUCGAGCCGAAUUUUCUUCAAUUUAGCGGGAAAUUCAACGUUUAACGACCAAAAAACGACACUUUAUGAUCAUAUUUUGAGUAUAAAUGCCUCGCAAUUCACCUUUAACUUGCCCGAUGGAACUUCUUACAAGAAAUUAAUGGAAAUUUCGGGCACUGAACACGAUUUGCGCAUUCCGCAGCAACUUGGAAUUGCGAUUUCACGACAUCCUGAUAAGGGAUUUGACUGUUUUUAUAAAAUUUUAUCUCAAAAUGAUAAUGAAAAUGAUAAAAAUGAACUGAAAUUCGUGUCAAAAGUAGUUGAACCUCGUUCCGGAAGAAUUUUGGAAAUUUAUACGACGCAAAAUUAUGUUAGAUUUAACACCUGCAACGAUUUUCACGAACUAACGCCCAUUUUUCCGGAUUAUGACUUGGAGUUUUUAGGUUUGACGGAGUUUCCAAAGCGAGAAUUGAAGUUCAAAACGAAGAAAAUUGAAGAAAUUUCAGUUAAAAGUGCUUCAAAUCCAUCAAUUGAGGUUUCGGAAACGACUUCAGAGCAAAAAUCGACCAAAUCUUUGACAAAAAGUUCAGAAGAAGGUCCAAAUGAAGCUUCGGAAGAUCCAAAAAUUACUCCGACAGUCUCUGAUGAGGCACAAAAGUCACAAAAUCUGUCUUCGAAGCACUCUGAAGGUUCAAAAAUGAAGCCAAAUGAGUCUCAGGAGUCAAAAAAUUCAAUUAAAAUGGAUUCAAAACACUCAGAAUUGACAAUUCAUGAUUCAAAGCAGUCAAUUAUUGACUAUGAAGUUUGUGAAGAUGAACUUUUAAUGAAAAUUGAGGAGAAAAAUGACACAAAACCCUUAUCGGAAAAGUUUUUGAAGCAUUCUGCGUUUUACAUUCAACCACAAAACUUUCCAAAUGCCGUAAAUCAUCAAAAAUUGUAUGGAGAUAUUAUUUUAAGACCAGGAAAAACUUACAAAAACGAAAUUCUCUUGAAAUUCGGAGUACACACAGGGACCGUAAUAACCAAACCUGGAAAGCCAAAUCCCCCCAAACCCGAAGAAACCCCCAAAAAUUGUUGUCACCCGACAUGCCCUCGUCGCCAUUUAUCCCGUUGUUGCGAUUAUUGCGACAAAAAUUGCAAAUGUGAAUAA